AUGGGUGAUCCACCAACUAUAUAUCAAAGUGUUCCGGGACCAGGAAAACUCUCGCUAGAAGGUGAUGCAGCUCUAAACUUCCGCCGUUUUGAGCGCGGGUGGAAAGUGUACGAAGUCGGCGCUCGUGUCAAGGAACAGGAUGCGACAAUCCGAGCUUCCAUUCUCCAGUCAUAUUUGACCGCAGAAGUCCUAGAACUACUGGAAACGCUUCCAUUUGAGGACCCAGCUCACCGCAAAGAUGCUGACCGUAUUCUCAAAGUGCUUGAAACUCACUUCAUUGGGACUACAAAUGAAACUUAUGAAAGGUACAAAUUUAACAUUCGCUCUCAGAAAAAAGGGGAAACUUUUGAUACAUUUCUCGGAGCAAUCCGUGUACUCUCCAAGUCUUGUAAUUUUGGUGCACUUGAGGACUCUUUACUCCGUGACAAAAUAGUGUGUGGCGUUAACAAGGAACACACAAGACGCAAACUCCUUGCGGAAUCACAACUCAACCUGGCAAAAGCCAUAAACAUUUGUAAGGCUGACGAGUCAGCUACACAGCAAGCGUCCGAAAUAGGCAAAUCAACAGACACAAAGGAGGAUUCUGUUCAUAGUGUAAAAACUCCACGUGACUCUAAACAUUCUCAGCGGCCCCAGAGAGGACCCCUUCCACAACAGAGACCACACAAAGGACAGACUCAGAGACAAAUAAACCAUUGCAAGUAUUGUGGUGGCGCAUAUGUGUGGAAAAAGGAAGCAUGUCCGGCAUAUGGAAAGACUUGUAAGAAGUGCAAAGGAAAAAACCAUUUUGCUAAGUACUGUAAGCAAAGUGUUAAUACUCGUGUUCACAGUGUAGAAGAGGGCAAUGACUAUUAUGCGGAGCCUGAGUACUUGAUUAGACAAGUCAGUACUAACAUUGCAGGUGGAUCUGGACGUCUCUGUGCGGAACUCAUGGUUAACGAUCAACCAAUAGCAUUUCAGAUAGACACCGGUGCUUCUAACAAUCUUAUUGGAAAGAAAUGGAUUGGUGACACUACUAUUACUCCAUCGACCAGUACUCUAGUGAUGUGGAAUGGCUCGCGUAUGGAACCUCACGGGGAGUGUAUUCUGAAAUUAGUCAAUCACAAGAACAGGACCAAGUACAAAGUCAAGUUCGUAGUUGUCAAUGAGGACUUAACUCCACUCCUCGGACUCAAUGCAUGUACUCAAAUGGGACUCAUUACCAUAAAUCAGGACGAGUUCAAGCGAGUGAACUCUGUGUACCCCGUCUGUCCGACUGUUGCGUACAAGGAUGUAUUUGAGGACAAAAUAGGACAACUCCCUGGAGUAGCACAUUUUGAGGUUGACCCCUCAGUCUCACCAGUUAUAUCGCCAGUCCGAAAAGUUGCAGUCCACAUGAAACCAAAACUAAAGGAAGCACUAGAUGAUUUGACAAAGAAGGCCAUCAUAGCUCCUGUUAACAAGCCCACCGAUUGGCUCAGUCACCUUGUAUGUACCACUAAGAGAAACGGUGAACUCCGACUAUGUUUAGACCCAGAGCAUCUCAACAAAGCACUAAAACGUGAACAUUUUCAUCUUCCAGUACUCCGUGAGAUGCUACCAGACCUGGCACAUGCAAAGGUGUUCUCAACGUUUGAUCUCCGUCAUGGCUACUGGCACGUAAGGCUGGAUGAUGAAAGUAGUCACAUGACUACAUUUGACACACCAUUCGGAAGGUACCGUUGGUUACGACUCCCAUUCGGUACCAGUGUCUCCUCAGAGAUGUUCCAGCGACGUCUAUACCAAGCUAUAGGUGACUUGAGAGGGAUUCUGAACAUCGCAGAUGAUGUACUACUCUAUGGUGUUGGUGAGACCUAG
This is a messenger RNA of Saccostrea cuccullata (small rock oyster), 1836 nucleotides long. RefSeq lists its product as uncharacterized. Lineage: Eukaryota; Metazoa; Mollusca; Bivalvia; Ostreida; Ostreidae. The transcript has a single exon. The record is from RefSeq and is a predicted model, not a curated record. The coding region runs from base 1 to 1836 and encodes 611 amino acids.